AUGGUCCGCCUCAUCACCCACAACCUCCUCGCAUGCCACGUCAAGGGCUGCACGACGAACAAUUUCCCCCUCGUCUUCCAGGAUGUGUCCGAUGUCGUCGUGCGCGAAGCAGACUACAAUCCCGACUUUCUGCGUGGAUUCUUGCCCAGGGUCGAAUGGCAGGCGCUUGUCGGCGCAGCGCGACAGUUGAACGAUGCUUCGCUUCCGGAGGCACCACCGGACCAACUUGAUGACGACUUUCUCAAGAAGGUUCAUCACGUCCUGCUGGAGAUCCACGUAGAAGAAGGCGCGAUGGUAUGCCCAAACUGCAAGCACGUCUACCCCAUAUCGAACGGCAUCCCGAACAUGCUCCUGGCGGAACACGAGAUCGGGUGAUUGAACUCUGAUGGCCUCCGCCGAAUCUCGGGCAUAUCACCAGCAGAGAUUCUUUGCACGCGAUAAUCGCUUCGCGCCCCCCAGACAUCUCUUGCCAUCUCCGAAAAUAUCGGUCUCACGCGACCGCGACCCUUAACAGCACAAAAGGUAUACUACUAGGUAAAAAAAGAGAAAGCGCAUCUUGUACUUUUUUUUCCUGGGCGCGGCCCACACCAGUGAAACAGGAAUGGAAUCUACUUCGAU
This is a messenger RNA of Punctularia strigosozonata HHB-11173 SS5, 618 nucleotides long. Its product is annotated as Trm112p-domain-containing protein. The transcript has 4 exons. The record is from RefSeq and is a predicted model, not a curated record. Gene Ontology annotation, molecular function: protein heterodimerization activity. Gene Ontology annotation, biological process: rRNA (guanine-N7)-methylation; peptidyl-glutamine methylation; tRNA methylation. Bases 1 to 375 code for a protein of 124 amino acids. NCBI's taxonomy places the organism in Eukaryota, Fungi, Basidiomycota, Agaricomycetes, Corticiales, Punctulariaceae.